UAUACUGAACUACACGGAUCGCAAACCGGAAGUGCCGCAUGAAAUUUCAGUUGUGAAGAUUUAUAUAGGGAGCGCUGAAAUUAGAGGACCAUCAUGUCCUCUGACCUGCUGGUGGACCUUCACGAUGAUCUGGGAGGAGAUGACUCUCCUAGCGCUGCCCUGGACCAGCUCAAACUGGUACAGGACAAACAGUGGCCACCAGAUGACCCUUUUAGCCUGAGCAAAUCCGCGUCAGAUAUUAAAAGCCUUGGCGGCACAUCACAUCUGCCCUGGGAUGACCCCUUCUAUGACAUUGCCAGACAUCAGAUUGUGGAGGUUGCAGGUGAUGAUAACUUUGGUCGGAAGGUCAUUGUUUUUAAUGCUUGCCGCAUGCCUCCCCAACAUCAACUGGAUCAUCAUAAACUUCUCAUGUAUUUGAAGCAGACUCUUGAUAAGUAUGUGGAGAGUGAUUAUACCCUCAUCUACUUCCAUCAUGGUCUGACCAGCGAGAACAAGCCCUCUCUAAGCUGGCUUCGGGAUGCCUAUCGAGAGUUCCACAGGAAGUAUAAGAAAAAUAUCAAGGCACUGUACAUAGUCCAUCCCACCAUGCUUAUCAGAACCAUCCUUAUUCUCUUCAAACCCCUUAUCAGCUUUAAGUUCGGCCGUAAGUUAAACUACAUAAAUUAUUUGAGUGAGCUGGAGGAGAUUGUGAAGUGUGAUCAGCUGGUGAUCCCCAACAGAGUCCGAGAGUAUGAUGAUAAGAUCCGUCUGUCCCUGAAGCCGUCUGUCGUCCCUGGACCGAUCUCUCCCCCUCGUAGUCCUCUUCCGUUCCAGCAGUUUGGGGUUCCACUGUCAGUAUGGAGACACAGGGCGGCAGACUCAGAGGGAAUUCCACUAGUCAUGCGUGAUACUAUUGGAUUCCUGCAAGAGAAUGGUCUUAAGACAGAGGGAAUAUUCCGGCGUUCUGCUAAUGUUUCUUUGGUUAAGGAUGUUAAGCUGAAAUAUAACUCAGGAGAGGAAGUGAGUUUCUCUCAGCUGGACGAUGUCCACUUGGCAGCUGUGAUCUUAAAGAUGUUCCUCAGAGAACUUCCAGAGCCGCUGCUUACCUAUCAGCUCUACAACGACAUUGUCAACUUCCACAAUGUUGACACAGAGUCUCAGGCAGAAAGGAUUCGGAACAUGCUGAUGUCACUUCCUGAGGAGAACUAUGCAUCACUGCGCUUCCUUAUACAGUUUCUUGCUCAGGUGUCUGCUGAGAGUGAAGUCAAUAAGAUGACCAAUGCCAACCUGGCUGUGGUGUUUGGGCUCAACUUGCUGUGGGGGCAGGAUGCUUCCAUGACACUCAGCGCGAUCGGACCAAUCAACAACUUCACCCGCAUCCUGCUCGACCUACAUCAGAAGGUCUUUAUCCAGUGAGGAGCAGGAGAACUUUUCACAAUGACUCCUCUCUGGUUAUUGUCCCACCUAGUUCCAUAGCUUUGCUCCUCUGUGGCUGUGCCCCGUCCUUAAUGUCUCCCUCAGUAUUGCCAAAUGCAUGAGUAUUUUAACUGGGUGAAGCUA
Molecule: messenger RNA, 1539 nt
Organism: Sinocyclocheilus rhinocerous
Lineage: Eukaryota; Metazoa; Chordata; Actinopteri; Cypriniformes; Cyprinidae
Product: rho GTPase-activating protein 1-like
Exons: 13
Coding region: 94-1395 (433 amino acids)
Biological process (GO): small GTPase-mediated signal transduction; negative regulation of endocytic recycling
Cellular component (GO): cytoplasm
Molecular function (GO): GTPase activator activity
Source: RefSeq, a predicted model, not a curated record